Molecule: messenger RNA, 2475 nt
Organism: Neohortaea acidophila
Lineage: Eukaryota; Fungi; Ascomycota; Dothideomycetes; Mycosphaerellales; Teratosphaeriaceae
Exons: 3
Coding region: 134-2359 (741 amino acids)
Biological process (GO): DNA-templated transcription
Cellular component (GO): nucleus
Molecular function (GO): DNA binding; zinc ion binding; DNA-binding transcription factor activity, RNA polymerase II-specific
Source: RefSeq, a predicted model, not a curated record
CGAAGACAGAGCAACUACACUGUCCGCGCGGAUACACGGCGCAGACGUCGCACGCUAGCGUCGCAAGAACGCCAUCAAAACCACCGAGAGGAGCAUAAUCGUAAACCACCACAAUGGGCCUGAUAUAGCGCCAAUGGCUUCCUUCAACAAUCUCGACGGCUACCACUCACCCGCCCAGCCACCUCACGUCCCUGGACUGCCCUUCUACCAGUAUUCACAAGAGCAGCAGCAUCUACACACCGGGCAGGACAGGGAAGAGGGGCAGCAGGACGAUGGAGCGUCAGAGGGGUCUGACGGGAACGCAGACGCGUCGCAACACGCCCAAGACGACCCGGCCCUGCGCGGCCACCUGGCCAGCAUGAUGGGCAAUUUCGCCGGCUUUGCCCCCAUGUUGCAGCAGCAGCAGGGCAAUGGCUCAAUGCUACCCUCGUUCCCCUCUGGCUCCGGGGCAUAUGCGCAUGCUGGCGGUGGUUUCGACGCCGAUGGCUCAUUGGCAGACCGCAAUAAGCAGGGUCGCAGUAAAAACAGCCGGGCGUGUGAUGAGUGUCGAAGGAAAAAGAUCCGCUGUGAUGCGGCAGACGAAAGCGGUGCUAUGCCUUGUACGUCGUGCUCUCGCACUGGCGUCAAAUGUGCGUUUAGUAGACAACCGAUGAAGCGAGGGCCGAGCAAAGGGUACAUCAAAGAGCUGGCUGAACGAUUAAACACGUUGGAGAGACAGGUGCAUCCUGGGCAGACACCGCAGACACCACAUGCCGAUGAUCACCUUCCGCCGAGAGACUCUUCGGCGAAUACACCCUUUCAAUCUUCAGAGCAUCCCGAGCCGCGAACGGGAGACAAGAGGACGUACAGCGAGGCGUUGCAGAACGAAUCCCAGCUCCGGCCAGACGCCAGCCCGAGUCCGCCGCGCAUCCACCCAGACCUGCAAGCACCGCGACAAUCGUUCUCUCCCAUCUCCCAUACACCGCAACCGCAAAGCUCUCAACAUGCGGAAGCCGUGCAACCAUUCUGGCGGCGUGGCGGGAACGAAAAUCGAAUUGAAGCUACCGCUCUACCUUACGAUGUCAACACUACUCCCUCGAUCAAUAUAUCCGAUUGGAACGACGAGGUGAUGGAUGAAUACUAUCGAAUCAUCCACCAGACCUUCCCUCUUCUCCCCAACAACAAGAACCGCCUUCAACAACGCCUUCAAGACUGUCCGGCUUCUCUGCGCGACGGCUUCCUCGCCGCUCUAGACUGCACCCUACGCUCUUUUCCGACCACCAGUCUCAAGCCGAAUCCCAACUACGCACAGGCCCUGAAGAAGGCGGUAGAAAUGCUUGCCCGAUAUCCCUUCGACAACCCGAGCACGCACAAUGAUGCCACGAACCUCACAUAUCUUCAGACACUGCUGCUCAUGGCAUUGGAGGCCGACAACCACGGCCCGGCGACCAUACGAGGACAAGCAGGCCCGUCACGAGCGGAAUGGCUGGGCAGGGCCGCCGGAGUCGCAGGGCAGCUCGAGAUUAACGUCAUCCGGAAGAGCAACGACUCCAUCCUCGGCGGCGAUCGAGACUCAGACGCCCGGCUGGCGCGGAGGGUGUGGUGGGUGCUUUUCAUCCUCGACCGAUGGCACGCGAGUAGCACCGCAGACCUUCUCAAACUCCCCGAAAACAGCGUCGUCCUGCUGCCCGAAGACCAGAUCCUCCUGGGCGAAAGCACCUACCACCUCGCCCGCCUCUCCUUCAUCAUCGGCCACCUGGCCGCCAUCCUCACCACCACCAAAACGCCCAGCACAGACGUCAUGGCGCCGCUCAAUCCCGCCUCGUCGCUCCUCAACCUCACCCUCGCCGGCGAAAUCGACCGCUUCCGCGAAUCCGUCGAGAGCGUGUGGGGCUCGCUCAACCUCGUCCACCUCUCCUACCACCACUGCCACCUGCUCAUCAAACGCCUCAGUCCCACCACCGGCAACGACGAGCUCGUGGGACACGCGGUGAAAGUCGCCACCGUGCUCAACAGCCGCCUCACUCCCGUCACUCCCUUGAAUCACCACUUCGCCGCCCUGGCCGCCAUGACGCUCUGCGAGCUGUGCGACAUCGCCAAGACGCGUGUUGAGGCGCUCAAGGGAUUGGAGCACCUUGCCGAAGCGCUCGGCACGGGCAGAGGGCUGGCGGGCAACCAGGAGAGCGAAGGGUGGGAUGGCGCGAUUCGCGAACUGGUUAAGCGGAAGAUUGAGCGGGUGCAGCAGAGUUCAUCACUUGAUACGCUGGCUGAUGCCGCUGGGGGCGGAGAGGCGGAUGGGGAGCGGGGGUAUGAUCCGACGCUGUUGACGAGAUAUGGGUACUUGACGGCAUUGGGACAGGGCGAGUUUCGGAUGCGAUAAUUUCCAGGGAACUUGAAGAGCCAAGUCAAGUGUGCAUAUGUACAGGAUCUGUACAGGCUGUGCUUGUCACUGAGAAUCGUUACUACAUUAUAGGACAUAUAGCUAAGAGGGGAUGC